This is a messenger RNA of Helicoverpa zea (corn earworm), 1846 nucleotides long. RefSeq names its product putative nuclease HARBI1. Bases 259 to 1491 code for a protein of 410 amino acids. The record is from RefSeq and is a predicted model, not a curated record. The transcript is spliced from 2 exons. NCBI's taxonomy places the organism in Eukaryota, Metazoa, Arthropoda, Insecta, Lepidoptera, Noctuidae.
UAAUCUGAAACAAAAAUAAAAUAUUUAUUUUAAAUAAUCUUUGAAUGAAUAAAUCUCAUCGAGGUCUACUAGACAAAAUAUUACCUUCCGAUUCCAAACAUGAUUCGCAAACGUAAUUAAGGCAGUUAAGGCUAGUUCGCAUUAGGCUAGUAGUUUAGUCGAGUGCCGAGUAAUUUAGUAGCUAAACUACUCGCUACUGCACAGAAAUCGUUCGCAUUAUGGUCCAGUACAGUACACAAGUGUGUGGUGUUUUGCAAGAUGAACGCGCUGCAACGUAAUGAAGUUAAUAAAGUAAUUAAGCUAAUCGCAAUGGCUAUUGUAGAAGAGGUGGAAGAGGAAAUUUUAGAGACAAAGAAAAAAAAAAUAUGGGUGCGAAAAUGGAUUGAUAGAAGAGACAAACUAGGUGCUACUAAUUGUCUUCUGAAGGAAUUAGCAUUGGAAGAUCCCAAAGAAUACUUCAAUACUUUGAGAAUGUCCGAAAGUUGUGUAAAUUUUCUGUUAACGAAAAUACACUCUCAAAUUCAGCGUAAAGAUACUCUUUUGAGGAGUGCAAUUCCUGCAAUUACAAAAUUACAAGCAGUUCUUUACUUUCUUGCUACUGGAUGUAGUCUAAGGACACUCACACAUAUAUUCAGACUCGGAAAAUCAACUAUUUCUGAAUUCAUUAUCGAAGUUUGUGAAGCAAUCUAUGAAUCAUUAAAGGAAUUUAUCAAGAUUCCUACUACAACAGAAUGGAAAAUAAUUGAAAAUGGUUUUCGAGAACAGUGGAAUUUUCCAGGGUGCUGUGGAGCUAUCGACGGCAAACAUUUCGUCAUUAAGGCACCCCCUGAAUCAGGAAGUUUAUAUUAUAAUUACAAAGAGACAAACAGCAUUGUCUUAAUGGCUGUUGUAGAUCAUAAAUAUUGCUUUUCUUAUAUAGAUGUUGGGUGUAAUGGAAGGGUUUCUGAUGGAGGCGUAUUUCGUAACUGUAGUUUGUACCAAGAAUUAGAAAACGGUGGUCUACCAGAGGGUCAUGUCCUAGUCGGUGACAACGCAUUUCCCUUGAAAGAAUAUUUAUUAAAACCUUUUCCAGGAAAUCGAUUAACGCUACAGCAAAAAAUUUUUAAUUAUCGUUUAUCUCGGGCUAGAAGAAUAGUAGAAAAUGCCUUCGGUAUAUUAGCUGCCAGAUUCAGAGUGUUUGAAAAACCGAUGCCCUAUAGUCCUGAGAAAGUUGUUAAGAUAGUAAAGACUUGUUGCGCUCUACACAAUUGGCUUCGACAAACAAAAUUACAGAACAAACAGUAUGAAUACACAGUAGACUCAGAACACUUUGAAACAGGAACUAUCGUUCCUGGUAAUUGGAGAAGUGAGCCACAAUCUCAGGGAAUUCAACCGCUACCUAUUUCUUUAAGUAACCGGUCAUCCCAAAGAUCUACAGAUGUUCGGGAGAGAUAUGCAAAUUAUUUUGUCGGAAGUGGAUCUGUCCCUUGGCAGACAAGAAUGAUACAUUAAAUAGCAACACUACAGUAUAAUCACAUAAUUAUUGUAUUGUAAUAAUGUGUAGAUAGGUAGGUACUUACCAAAUUACUUUCACUUUCUGUGAGUAUUGAGGUUAUGUUUCUUAGAUAUGAAUCUAAUAAAUUGAACCAUUUCACUGAAGGGAUAUAAAUCGUGUCGGUCCCAGAGCCUGAACUUUUGGAGUCCUUUAUUUUUUUUAAUUCCUGCGAGUAGGUAGAUCUAAAAAGAAAUGGAUGUCAUUAGGUUAGAUGACUUCUAAAAACAUAGGUAUUAAUAAUAAUAAGAGCUUAUUGUAUAUAGUAAUAAAUAUGCUUCUGAAAUACUUAAAAUAAACAAAAAAAAGCACUAA